This is a messenger RNA of Castor canadensis (American beaver), 5277 nucleotides long. Lineage: Eukaryota; Metazoa; Chordata; Mammalia; Rodentia; Castoridae. The record is from RefSeq and is a predicted model, not a curated record.
CACGCAGGUCAGUCCUACGGCGGCUGCCAGGGGUGUCCGUUCGGUGGAGGACCCGCACGGAGAAGCCCGGGAAUUCGAUGCUUUUUUUCCUUCCCUGUCCCACUGCCCUCUCGAGAAAGUUCUUUCACUGGGCUGUCUUCUCAGGAGACCCAAUGGACUGCCACAGCGGCUGUUGUCCCAUGGGCUAGCAUGUCCCAUGGGACAUGCUAGUGCUGGCAGAUUCCUAGGGAGCACCCCAGCUGGGAAAUGGACACUUGUAGAAGUCUAUGACUGGUGGCGAAGAGUCAUGUAUCUUCAACAGCCAAUUUUCUGAAGUAGAUAAUAACAACAUGUUCUCCAUUUUGAAUUCGUGAGACUUCAGUUGUUCCCCAUCUUCAUCAGUACUACUGAGAUUCCCCCUGUGUAGCCUUCAUUGGAAAUGGUGUCGUUUUUUCUUCUUCUCUGGAGUACAUUUGUUACCUAUAAGUCAUUUACAAUCACUAUCAUUUAUAAUCAUUGUCACUUCUAAGUGAUUUAUAAGGUUAAAGAUUUACCAGGACUCUUUCAAUUUCACUGUGUUUUCAAAGAAGCAACAUUUGGCAUUGCUGAAACUCUGUGUAUAAAGGUGAUUUACUGAGCAACAAAAACAACAACAACAAUAAUAAAGACCAGGACAAGCAUCAAUAUUGGAGAUUUUUCUCCAGCUGCUGUGAAGAGAUCUUUGAGUAUCAGAAUCCUGAAGCAAGGCAUACCAAUUCUCUCAUCACUCCCUGGAUUCAUUUUUGUCUUCCAGCCAUAAUUCAGUCCUCUAGCUGUCUCUGCAUACAAAGAAAAUGAAAACAUCUGUGGAAUCUGUGACCUUUGAGGAUUUGGCUGUGAACUUCACCCAUGAAGAGUGGGCUUUGCUGGGUCCUUCUCAGAAGGAUCUCUACAGAGAUGUAAUGCUGGAAACCUUCAGUCACCUUGCUUCUAUAGGAAACAAAUGGGAAGGCCAGAACAUUAAAGAUAAGCACAAAAAUCCUGGGGAAAAUCUAAGGUACAUUAUACCUCACUCUGGAUACAAACCAUAUGAACACGAGGAAUAUGGAGAGAAGCAAUAUAAGUGUAAACAAAGUGGGAAAACUGUUAUUUCUCUCACAAGUGUUCAAGGACACAUGGCAUCUCACAAUGUAAAUGGACCUUACGAAUGUAAGGUUUGUUUGAAAACCUUUGAUUUUCUCAGUCUGUUUCAAAUACAUCAACACACACAUAGUGCAAAAAACCCCCAUGAGCGCAAGCAAAGUGGAAAGGCUUUUGUUUGUUCUACUUCAUUUCAAAUACGUCGAAGUACUCAUACUGUAGAAAAAUUUUAUGGAUGUAAACAAUGUGGGAAAGUUUUCAGACAUCUUAGGUACCUUCGAGUACAUGAAAAAACACAUAGUGAAGAAAAUCCUUAUGUAUGUAAACAAUGUGGUAAAUCUCUCAGUUGUUCUAGUGCGCUUAAGUUGCAUGAAAGGACUCAUAGCGGAGAAAAACCCUAUGAAUGUAAACAGUGUGGUAAAGCCUUCAGACGACGCAGUUACCUUCGAGUGCAUCAAACAACGCAUAGUGAAGAAAGACCCUAUGAAUGUAAACAAUGCGGUAAAGUCUUCAAAACUCACAGUUCCCUUCAAGUACAUGAAAGAAUUCAUACUGGAGAAAAACCAUAUGAAUGUAAGCAAUGUGGAAAAGCCUUCACACAUCUCGGUUACCUUCGAGUACAUGAAAGAACCCAUACUGGAGAAAAACCAUAUGCAUGUAAACAAUGUGGUAAAACUCUGAGUUCUUCCAGUUACCUUCGAGUACAUGAAAGAAUUCACACUGGAGAAAAACCGCAUGAAUGUAAACAGUGUGGUAAAGCCUUCAGACAUCUCAGUCACCUUCGAGCACAUGAAAGAACUCAUAGUGGAGAAAAAACCUAUGAAUGUAAACAGUGCUGCAAAGCCUUCAUACAUCUCUGGUCCCUUAGAGUACAUGAAAGAACACAUAGUGAAGAAAAACCCUAUGAAUGCCAACAGUGUGGUAGAACUUUCAGUUGUUCCAGGUCUCUUAAAUUACAUGAAAGGACUCAUACUGGAGAAAAACCAUAUGCAUGUAAAGUGUGUGGUAAAGUCUUCAUAGCUCAUAGUUCCCUUCGAAUUCACGAAAGAAUUCAUAGUGGAGACAAAAUGUAUGAGUGUAAACAAUGUGGUAAAACUCUGAGUUGUUCCAGUUCUCUUAAAUUACACGAAAGAACUCAUACUGGGGGGAAACCUUUUGGAUGUAAACAAUGUGGCAAAGCCUUCAGACAUCUCAGUUACCUUCGAGUACAUGAAAGUACUCAUACUGGAGAAAACUAUGAAUGCAAACAAUGUGGAAAGGCCUUCAGACAUCUCAGUUACCUUCGAAUACAUGAAAGAACACAUAGUGCAGAAAAACCCUAUGAAUGUAAGCAAUGUGGUAAAACUCUCAGUUGUUCCAGUUAUCUUCGAGUACAUGAAAGGACUCACACUGGAGAAAAGCCCUAUGAAUGUAAACAAUGUGAUAAAGCCUUCAGUCAUCACAAUUCCCUUCUAUUACAUGAAAGGACUCACACUGGAGAAAAACCGUAUGAGUGUAUGCAGUGUGGUAAAGUUUUCAUAGAUCAUAGUUCUCUUCGAAGACAUGAAAGAAUUCAUACUGGAGAAAAACCCUAUGAAUGUAAACAAUGCGGUAAAACUCUCAGUUGUUCCAGUUCUCUUAAAUUACAUGAACGGACUCAUACUGGAGAAAAACCCUAUGAAUGUAAACGAUGUGGCAAAGCCUUCAGAUAUUUCAGUUAUGUUCAAGUACAUGAAAGAACUCACACAGGAGAAAAACCCUAUGAGUGCAAGCAAUGUGGUAAAUCCUUCAGACAUCUCAGUUCCCUUCAAGUACAUGAGAGAACUCAUACUGGUGGAAAAAAUCUUACCAAUGUAAACAAUGUGAAAAAGCCUUCAGGGAUCUGUUAACUCUGAGUAAAUGAAUGAACACAGAGUGAAGAAAAACCCUGUGAAUGCAAACAAUGGCAAAACUCUCAGUUCCUUAAAUUACACGAAGGAAUUCAUACAGGCGAAAGACCAUAUGAAUGUAAAUAAUGUGGUAAAGCUCUUAGUUCUUUCAAGUCUGUAAAAGACUUGAAAGAACUCACACUGGAAUAAAAUAUGUAAACAAUGAGGUAAAACCUUCAUCAUCACUGUUCCCUUCAAUUACAGGAAAGAAUUCAUAGUUGAGAAAACUCUGUAUGUAUAAACAAUGUAGUAAACCCUCCAGAUUUACCUUGAAGACAUGAAAGGACUUGUACCAGAGAAAAAUCACUAUGAAUGUAGACUGUGGUAAUGCCUUCAGAGAUUGCAGUUCCCAUUAAGAAAUAUUGAAAGAAAUAAUUCAAGAGAAAAUGUGAACAGUACAGUAAAACUCUUAAGUUGUUCUAAUCUUAUGAAUAAGGAAAAUUGUGGCAGCCUUCAGUUUUUUCAGUUGUUUUUGAGAUUAUGGAAGGAUCUCAUUGAGCAAAGCUCAAUGAGUAUUAGAAGUGUGUUAUGGUCUUUAGUUGUUCCAGUUCCAUUUGAAGACUUGAAAAGACUCAUUCUGGAGAAGAACCCUGUUAUUGAGUGGAAUAUGGGAAUGGCUUCAUGUUUCUCACACCCCAUUCAAAGACACAUGAGAAUGCAUGCUGGAGAUAAAUCUUGUAAAUAUAAGAAUGGACACUGGAUUGAGCCCCUAGUGGUUUGGAAAAUAAAGAUUUUAACAAUAACAUUAAUAGUCAUGACAGCUUUCCUUGGAAAGAAAUCCUGCAAAGCCUAAUGGAAAGUCUUCUGGUGUAAUAACGCACGUGGGACCAGGUGCCGUGGCUCACAACUGUAAUCCCAGCUCCUCAGGAAGCACAUAUUGGAAGGAUCUGGGUUCAUGGCCAGCCCCACCCAAAACUUGGUGAGACAACAACAAAUGAACAACAACAAAAAACUGGGCAUUGUGGUGCUCCUUUGUCCUCCCAGCUAUGUGGAAGGUGUGUGGAGGAGGGUCAUGGUCCAGGUCAGCCUGGCCAAAAGUGUGAGACUGGAAAAAUAAGUAAAGCAAAAAGGGUUUGGAGUUAUGGCUCCAGUGUUAGCGUGCCUGCUUAUCAAGUGUGAGGCAAAAACCAAAAACAAACCCACUACCAACAAACCAAAAACAAAACACUAAGAGGUGUCAUUUCCUGUGAUUAUAGUGCCAUCAUCUGGGAUCCCCUUUACAGGGUCAGAGGCUUUUUUCCAUUAUAGAUUUGUUUGCAAGCAAGCAAAAACAUGAACAUUCCUCUCUUUUAAAGAAAACCUUUUGCUAUUGGGGGUCUGAGUUUUCAAACUGUUAAAGGAGCUUGUUGAGGUUGGCAGUAGCUUCUGCUAAACCCUUUUCUGUGAACUUGCUUGGGCUUCUUUCCCUUGUGCAGUGUCUUUUCUCUUGCCUCUUCAUCAGCUAUGCAUUUCAUAGGUGGUAGAAAUUUUUCAGCCCCCUUGAUAAGGUGACGGAUGACUCUUGUGUAUGUGAUCCAUUGUUACCCAAAAUGUUAUGCAGCGCAUGGCUGUGUUCUUCAAGCAGUAGUGCCUGAGUUGAAUAGGUAGUGAUUUUUAAGUCAGUUAAUAAAAAUUUUCUCUACUUUAAAAUGUGUUGGAUCCAUAAGUUAAAAUGUAUUUCUAAUAUGUAAGUAUGUUUAAUUUUUAUAUAAUUGUAUAAGUGGUCUGUGAUUGAUGAGUUGCCCCCCAAAAAUGAGUAUUUGUUAAUUUUGGGGAUUUUUUAAAAACUGUACUUUGUGGGAUGUUCUUUAUUGCCUUCAUACAUUGUAUAUGUUCUACCUUGUUGGAAAAACAACUUUUGGGGGACAUAAGGGAAUUUUCUUUGCUAAUAAAGUGUUGUGAUCAAAUUUUAAGUAUGUAAAGUUCAUCAUACAGUUUCAUGUGAAUUACUUGGCUUUUUUCUUAUUCUCAACUGCUGUUUGGACAGUUCACUUUGAAUUAAUGAGAAAGACAUGUGAAAGGACAAUGUAUUGGGUUUAGUCAGAGGGAGAAAAUAGUUUCCUCUUAAAGUUUGUGGGUUUUAAAUUAAUGGCUUAAGACAGAUCGAGGAAUUUCCCUUUUGUUCAUUAUUAUGGAGUGUGUCGAUAUGAAGAGGUGUUGAAACUUUUCAAAUGGGUUUUCUGCAUCUCUUGGAAUGAUCAUGUGGUUUUUCAUAUUUUUUUUCUGAUAUGAUGUAUUACAUCAAUUCUUUCAGUUAUAAAACACGACUUUUAUAGGUAAAUCCUCUUUCCAU